Molecule: messenger RNA, 2110 nt
Organism: Darwinula stevensoni
Lineage: Eukaryota; Metazoa; Arthropoda; Ostracoda; Podocopida; Darwinulidae
Source: the annotation of a GenBank genome assembly
AUGCGAACGAAGGUUGCUGCUGUUGCGGCUGAGGGUUUCCUCUCGACUCCUUCCCUUGCUGGAACCUGGCCUGGUUCGCAUCUGAGUCAGCCUUCACAGCCGCCUCCAGCUUCUGCCUCAUCUUUGGAUGCUUGGUCAUCAGAGAGCGGAAUUCCUACCAAGGCCAAUGAUAUACUGGAUUAUGAUAAAGCAAGAGUAAAUACUCUGAUUUCUACUGACCUGCACCAAAGGAGAACUGAGGUCCUGUGCCAGUGCAAGAAGAAUGCUCACACUGGUGUUCAAGUGCUGACUGGACCCCAUACCUCCAACAUGGUGAUGGAGGCAUCCAAGCACAACUAUGAGGACCUUGUCAAGAAAUCUCAACCAUUCAAAGAUGAAGAGAGACUUCUUUGCAUCAGGGAUCAGCUUCAGAGCCUCUUCAUUCAAUGUCAAGCUAUGGCUCAACUCCAUUUUGCCUUGUUGAAGAAAGAUUUGGUCCUGAACUCUGACCUGGGUACAACACUACACAUUUUACAGUUCAACCUUCUGCAUGCAGAGAAGGUGGAGUAUGGCUCAAGUGAUAUAGAGUUGCUUUCUUUCAACCCAAAGAAUUCACCUAGUGCCAAAGUUUUUUGCAGUCUUUUCUUUGAUGAAGGCCGCGCAGACUUGAUGGAAUGCAUUUAUCAUGUUCUUCGUCCUCAAGGUCAGGCUAUCAUUAUGGCACCCCAGAGAAGAGGUACAUUGCAGAAGUUUGUGACUCUGGCUCAAAAGAAGUUUGAAAGAGUUGCAGUAUCUCAAAAGUACAAUGAAGAUGUCUGGGAAUGCUUCCUCAAAAGGGAGAAGGAGAUCGGAAAAGUCUGGCAACUCAAAUCUUGUCCUCCCUUCGCCUGGCAAGUCGGAUCUUUAUCACCUUUCAGUCUACAGCCGCAGAUGCUGUUAUUGGGAGGUGGUGGCGCCCCAGAUCAGGAAUGGGUCGAUUGCGAUUGAGUCGUAAUCGAAUUGUCAAUCAUGCUGAUUACACUUUCUCAAAAAUCUUCAAUCGUAAUCAUUAUCAGAAUAUUUACAAGCAAUUUUAUUCGUAAUCAAAAUCGUAAUCUGAAACUUUUCGUGCCAAGUAAUCGAGAUCACCAACUGCUCUCGACUCGUGUUCUAUUACAAAAUAGCGAGAGUGAGCGAUUGAAAUUUUGAUUGUAAAUGUAUUUUUUUUUAUUGUUAUUCAAUUUUCAUGCCUUCAUCUUUGAAGAUUUCAUGUGUGAAGACUUGUCCGACAUCAGUCAAAUCUCAUAGUGGAAACUUAUUCUCUUUUUAGUUGAUCUAGGCUCGAGCUUAAGGACACUAGGCUGCUGUAUGUGACAAAAAAAAAGAAGAAAUAUAUAUGGGAAAAUUCAAAUUUUUUCUGUACGAGACAUUCCCCGUUUUCUCCCGUCACUCCUUCCUUUGGCAACCCAUUCGUCAUUGUAUGACUGGACCUGCGAAGGUACCAAUAUCUUCUUGUUAGACAUGUUGCGAAAUGGGUUACAAUGGGGGGAAGGGGAAGGGGGCUAGCACGCGUCAGCCUAGGGGCUGCUUCGUUGCUUUGUGACCAAUGGUUUUGCCCUUUCAUUUUGUCACGUUCGUGACAUGGUGUAAAAAAAUGUUUCUACGGUAAUCGUAAUCAAAAUCUUAGGUUGAGAGCUGGCGUGUAGUCAUGAUCGCAAUCGUAAUCGGAGGUCCAUUCAUUAGGGGAGGGUGGGGCGCCAAGCACCGCUGGGCACGGUGGACCACCUCAUCCAGCACCUCGAGAAUCCAAGAUGCUGUCACGAAACUCACAAUGGAUGACUCCGCAAGCCGGUGCAAGUUCACUCAAGCGCUCAUGUGUCGUUUCGUGAUUUCUCUAUGGUGUAAUUUGAAAUAUUUGAGGGAAAAAAAAAAUAUAUAUAUUCGAAGAAAAAAUGUUAUCAUUAGGGUCGGGGAGGAAUAAGGAAGGCUGUUCCGCUAUGAAUAGACUAUCUUGCACCCCUGUUAUUGAGCUAAUUUUUGAGAUGGCGCACUCUAAUUAUGGCCCGUUUUCUUCUCACGCGGGGAAUUGGAGAAAAAAAAAACAACAAAACAAAACAGAGUUGACAUUAUGAUGAAUGGUUCAAAUGACGGA